Molecule: messenger RNA, 472 nt
Organism: Lucilia sericata (common green bottle fly)
Lineage: Eukaryota; Metazoa; Arthropoda; Insecta; Diptera; Calliphoridae
Exons: 2
Coding region: 55-387 (110 amino acids)
Source: RefSeq, a predicted model, not a curated record
CGUAGUGGCUCUACAUAAGAACAAGUGUAUAUAAAUUUAUUAAGAUAAACAAUUAUGAAGAUUAUCCUACAUUUAUGUUUGUUAUUUACUGUGCUCAACGUGGUCCUGUCACAAAUUUUUUAUCCUGCCAUAAGAGUUCAUCAAUUUGCUUUGCUACAAAACGGUAAUGUUACUGUAGUUCCAUUUAUUGAAAGAGCAAGUCCAGCACCUUUAGUGCCUCGAGAUGCUAGAGGAAGACGUUUAGUAAUGGCAGCUACUCAGGCCACUCCAGCUAUGCAAAGUAACAAUACAAGUUUAGUUCCAUCCAAUAAUAAUACGAGUGCUUUAUUGGUACCCCAAUAUCCUGGAGGGGCAGAUAUACAGUUAGACGUGCGUGGGGAUGUAUAAAAAUUUUGUAUCUAGUGUUAACAAAUAAUUCUUAAUAAGUUAUAUUUUAAAGGCUUUUACUUUACAAAAUUAAUUUACAUACAUA